Messenger RNA from Papaver somniferum (opium poppy), 2157 nucleotides. Its product is annotated as butyrate--CoA ligase AAE11, peroxisomal-like. The record is from RefSeq and is a predicted model, not a curated record. The transcript has 2 exons. Lineage: Eukaryota; Viridiplantae; Streptophyta; Magnoliopsida; Ranunculales; Papaveraceae. The coding region runs from base 293 to 2074 and encodes 593 amino acids.
AUUACCAAUCCUAAUGUUGAGAACCUUGAUCUCGUCCACCCAUUUUCCUAUCCGGAUCUUGGAGUAGACCAAUUUCUCCACUAUAAUCUUAAAUUUUGGUAUCUUGGGGAACAGACCCAUUUCUCCUAACUCUCUCACUCCCUCCCCCACUUAUAUUCAUCUUUUUUCUCAGCUUUCAUCAAACUCUAACCAGGCAACAAUAUAUCUUAUUUCAAUCUUCAAGACUUCAACUGGUCUGUAACUAUUUUAGCCGCUUAUCCUUUCAAAUUAUCCAUAUUUCAAUCAUCACUAAAUGGAUAGAUUACCUAAAUGUGCUGCAAAUUAUACUCCUCUGACAUUCUUGCAAAGAGCUGCAUCAGUUUAUCCUGAUCGUAUCUCUGUCAUCUAUGGUCGUACCCGUUUCACUUGGAGACAAACUCAUGAACGAUGCCUCCGCCUUGCUUCAUCUCUCCGGUCACUAAACAUUGGCAAGAAUGAUACGGUGUCAGUACUAGCACCAAAUGUGCCAGCUCUUUAUGAGAUGCAUUUUGGUGUUCCCAUGGCUGGAGCUGUAUUGAAUGCAAUAAAUACAAGGUUUGAUGCGAACAAUAUUGCAACGAUUCUCAAGCACUCAGAAGGCAAAGUAUUUUUUGUCGAUUAUCAGUAUGUUCCAGUGGCAAAUGAAGCAAUGAGACUACUUUGUGACUCACUUGGAAGUACAAUCUCUCAAUCGUCGAUACCACUUGUUAUCGUGAUCGAUGAUGCUGAUUCGCCAAAAGGAAUGCGAUUCAGCGAGCCAGAAUAUGAAAACUUGUUGAGAAAUGGAAACCCUGAUUAUGUACCAUUUAGUGAUCGGAUAUUGGAUGAAUGGGAUCCAAUUACACUGAAUUACACAUCGGGUACCACAUCUGCGCCAAAAGGAGUCGUGUAUAGUCAUCGAGGUUCUUACCUGAGUUCGCAAAGUCUAAUCUUACAAUGGGAGAUGAAAAGUGAGCCAGUUUAUCUUUGGUCGCUUCCUAUGUUCCAUUGCAACGGGUGGACAUUCACUUGGGGAGUUGCAGCACGAGGAGGAACUAAUGUUUGCAUUCGUACCACAUGCGCUGAAGACGUGUACCGUGCCAUCGCAGAACAUAAAGUUACACAUGUGUGUUGUGCUCCAGUCGUAUUCAAUAUUCUCUUGGAGGGGAAACAUAAUCAACAAUCACUCCUAAGCCAUCCUGUUGAAGUUCUCACAGGAGGUGCAGCACCACCACCAGCCUUAUUAGAGAAGAUUGAGAAACUGGGCUUUCAUGUAACGCAUGCUUAUGGCUUAACCGAAGCAACAGGACCAGCAUUAGUUUGUGAAUGGCAAAGAAAAUGGAAUGUAUUACCAGCUCAUGAGCAGUCAAAACUGAAAGCAAGACAGGGUAUUAGUGUUCUUUCUCUUGCAGAGAUUGAUGUGAAAGAUUUGGAAACAAUGGCCAGUGUACCAAGAGACGGAAAAUCGGUAGGGGAGAUCGUUUUACGGGGAAGUAGUGUUAUGAAGGGUUAUUUCAAAGAUGAAGAAGCAACACGGAAGGCUUUUAAAAAUGGUUGGUUUCUCACCGGCGAUGUUGGUGUUAUACAUCCAGAUGGGAAUUUCGAAAUUAAAGAUAGAUCAAAAGAUGUGAUCAUUUCAGGGGGAGAAAAUAUUAGCAGUGUCGAAGUUGAGUCGGUAUUAUAUCGACACCCUGAUGUUUUAGAAGCUGCUGUUGUUGCAAUGCCUCAUCCAUUCUUCGGCGAAACACCUUGUGCUUUUAUUACAGCGAGAUCAAAAUGUGUUACCAAGAAUGAAGAAACUAAGAAAGAAAGAGAGAUAAUUGAAUUUUGUAGAAAAUCUCUUCCUCAUUUUAUGGCUCCUAAGAAGGUAAUGUUCCUGGAGGAGCUCCCAAAGACUGCCACAGGAAAAAUUCAGAAAUUUGUAUUGAGGGCUUUGGCGAAAACAUACAACCUGAACCCACCUAGAACCUCAUCAACACCACAGAUUAAGAGUAUUGAUCAGCAAACAAUAACUUAUGUACCUAAUGAUCAUCAACAUCCUAAGCUUGAGCAAGUUCUUGCUAUGUCUCGUCUCUAAGUUGAGGAUGCUAAAAAUAAUGCGGAUGUUCUUGCCAGUAGUAGUGUCUUGUCGAAUUGUCAUUUUUUUUACAAAGCUUGUAU